Notodromas monacha is the source of this 1638-nucleotide messenger RNA. NCBI's taxonomy places the organism in Eukaryota, Metazoa, Arthropoda, Ostracoda, Podocopida, Cyprididae. The record is from the annotation of a GenBank genome assembly.
AUGCCGACGGAAAGUGAGUCUGAAGAGUUUAAAGUCGAGUGUAAGCAUACAUUGAAUUGCAAGAAUGGAGCCUUCCGUUCCGUCGCGUGGAACGUGGAUGGAAAUUACUGCUUGACGAGUGCUAGUGACAAAAGUGUGAUGUUAUGGAACCCGCACAAGGGAAAGCUGCUUCAGUCAUACGUCGGUCACGGAAGUGAAGCGUUAGUUGCGAGGAGUUCUGGUGAUAAUGGAAGCAUUGCUUCUGGAGGAGCAGAUCGAACCGUGAUUUUGUGGGAUGUCGCCACAGCGGCUCCCUUGAAACGUUGGAGAGAACACGCGGGGAAAAUCAACGGCGUGUGCUUCAACGAGUUAUCGUCAGUGGUGAUUUCUGCCAGUGCUGAUGCGACCGGAGCUGCUUGGGACACUCGCUCCAAGUCCAAGUCCGCCAUUAUCACGUUCGGAAAAUUUGGCGAUUCGGCGACCUCUGCGGUUGUCGACGAAGCCGAAGUGCUUUUCGGCUGUCUCGACGGGAAAGUGUGGCGGUUUGACCUACGCAAUGGGAAGCAGAUUACUGAUACGAUUGGAGCUCCAGUGGUUGACGCGGAGUUUUCGAGUGAUUCUCAGUGUGUUUUGGUGUCGACGAUGGACAAUUGUAUUCGGUUAUUCGACAAGGUCGAUGGGAAAUUGUUGGCCGAAUACGUUGGCCACGUGGCGAAGGACUUCCACGUGAGAGCCAUGACGAACUUUGAUGACUCUUUAAUCGUGGGGGGAUCCGAAAACGGAAAGCUUUUGUUCUGGAGGACGGUGUCUUCGAAUGUUGUAUUAACAUUGGACCACCCAGAAGUUUCGCUGGUGAAUGGUUGUGCGCACCCCAAAGAAAAUAAGUUUUUGAGCAUUGCGAGGAACGUCUUACGCCUUUGGGGAUCGCCCGAGGAUGACCCAGAUUCCGAGGAGAACAUUGAGUGACCAUUUCAAUUGAUUCAUCUGGAUAAGCGCGAGGUUAAUUUGUCGUAUCACAACUUUCUAAUCUAAAUAACAGUUGAAAUUGAUGGUUUAUUUGUCGAGAAAUUUCUUGAAAGUUAUACUGUAGCAUAAAAUUGUGUGCGCUUGAAAUGGCUGCUGAUCAGCAGUCUUUAUUUUCUUCCGUUUUAUAAAAUAGCGCCGAUGCUCUGCUUUGUACGGGUAUAUUUAUAUCCUUCAUUUGGCGCAAAUCGUGUCAAAUAUUUUGUUUGCGAUUGUCAGCUGAUUUAAAACAGUCAAUAGUGUCGAAGAUACCCUCAAAAUUCAAAUUUUUCUCCCUUUCCGAUGGAGCUGUCUGCGUCCGCCAGAAACAACGAAGAAUUUUAUAAUUUUCAUGUAUCAGGAAUUUUCUUAAUUGUAUGUUACCGAGCAUCUUCUGUUUUUAUUUACUUGACUUCUUUUUUUAGUUUACUGUUUUUAUUUAUUUGGGAGUGAUCUACAAAUUUUGUGUGUAAGAUUUUGUGCCAGAAAGAUUGGGAUACCGUCUACCCGUGGAAGUUUUCCUCUUUCUUCGGGUUUCUUGUUCAGAAAAGGUUGGAAUGUAUUUGGUACGUCUUUUCUUGUGGGUAUGGAUGAUGAAAAAGAAUAUUUUUCCUUCAAGAUCGUUCAUGGCUCGGGCGGUAAGCCGCUGUGAAGAAU